Messenger RNA from Amyelois transitella, 6344 nucleotides. RefSeq names its product vascular endothelial growth factor receptor 1 (gene Pvr). The coding region runs from base 494 to 4603 and encodes 1369 amino acids. The transcript is spliced from 24 exons. Gene Ontology annotation, cellular component: signaling receptor complex. Gene Ontology annotation, molecular function: ATP binding; transmembrane receptor protein tyrosine kinase activity. Lineage: Eukaryota; Metazoa; Arthropoda; Insecta; Lepidoptera; Pyralidae. The record is from RefSeq and is a predicted model, not a curated record. Gene Ontology annotation, biological process: multicellular organism development; protein phosphorylation; cell surface receptor protein tyrosine kinase signaling pathway.
AAGUGUAAUAAUGUAGCCCGCGAUAGGCAACCCUAUGUCGUCACCGCAUUCCGUGCAAGUUGAUGCCGCGCACCGGUCGUCUCGCUCGACCACGCUGCGUGCUGUACUCAAAACAAAAUAGUAAAAACUUUCGACGCAAUCCUUCUUUAAAUAAUAUCAGAAAUAUCCAAAUUAUUUUAAAUUUUGACUACGUUUGUGUGCUAAGAUCCAAAAUGUGAAAUAGUGGAAUUAUACGUUUUUAUCACAUGUUUACAAUUAAACCUCACAUAUUGUUCAAAUGAAGUGACUCAGAGUUGGAAUAAGGUGUUUUCUAUAGCAGUGAUUGGAAUUUAUGCAACGACUGGAAUGCGUACAGUUCAGCUUCGUUGAAAGCGAGUUUUAAAAUAGAAGCAAUCAAACGAAGGAAUAGACUUGAUUCCACCAAUUGGUAAUGGUGGACCCCGGUUGAAUAAAAUAUAAUGAGACUGUUGUAAAGGAUUUCUAGAUAAAAACAAUGAAGACUGUCGGAAGCAGAAAAAAUAUCAAAACAUUGGUCGGAAUAAUUUUAUUAGUCUCGACCAUGUUUGGAGGAACAGAGGCUCAAGAAACAUCCGGUCCGAUUAUUAAUACAAUGGAAAGUGAAAUAAUUCUACAAAGAGGUCAAAACUUCACAUUAUCAUGCAAAGGACACAGACCAGUAGAAUUCACACAACAAAUUUUAGGAGAAGAUGGUUUCGGUACUUCGUUUCAGAAGAUAUCCCGGAAUAUGACAGGAAAAAAUUCUGACUCGAAGUAUAUGUACCAAACUGAACUAGAUCUGAUCGACGUAGACCAAUAUGCCGUUGGUUAUUAUGCUUGUUUUGAUAAUACAAUAAAUAGUAGCGAAAUAUUAAACGAUAUUAUGGAAGAACCCAAUAACACCGAACAUGUCUCUUAUAUUUACAUAUAUGUUAACGGCACGGACAACCUAUUUGUGCCAAUGGGAGAAUGGGUCAUACCUAGAAGCAGAUCGAAAGUUGUAAUUGGAUGUAGACCCACUACUCCUGAUGUACAAAUUAAUUUGCUAGUGCGGAGUAACGAGAGAGCAGAAUAUUUAAAGUUCUUACCCAAGAUUGGGUUCAUAGUGAAAGCGUGUAGGCCUCCUUACCAAUGCCAUGGACUUCGUGGAAACGAACAGUAUCAGAAAAAUAUACGUUGUGCAAAAGUAACUGUGCCCAAGCCGAAAGUCACGGCAGAUACAAAAUACUUUUUGGAAGGCGAAAAGUUUUCUCUCCAGUGCAAUGUAAACUAUCAAAAGAAUCAACCAGUAGAUUUAAAAUGGAGUUAUCCUUCCCCUCUUACAUCUAUAAAGGCUAUAACUUCUAACAAUGAGCUUGAGGUGGAAACAAAUGGGCCACAUUAUAACAACGUUACUAUAAUAAAUGCGACAAAAGAUGAUGCCGGUGACUACGUGUGUAUUGCAGAAAUUGGACCCGAUUAUGAGAACAGGAAAUUUCGAAUGAUACAUGUGGAUAAGCCAUUUAUAAAUUUGAGGCCACCACCUAGUGUAAGGUUCGACGGAGACGGAACCAUUACAGCAAGGAACUACAGUAACAUGAGACUUGUAAUAAAUAUUGACGCUCAUCCAAAGCCAAAAACGACUUUCUUGCGAAACGGAAAUGUCAUAACCAUAGGUCCACCAAAGUAUGCCGUUAAUAACAAUGCUAUGGGAGACAUUGUGUUGACCAUCAAAAACUUGACUGUAAGAGACUCCGCAAAUUAUACUUUAGUUGCUGAUAAUGGUGCUGUGAGAAAAACAUUUACGUAUGAUUUACGAGUAAAUGCUCCUCCAGAAGUGCAUUUAAAAUCAAAUAAAAUUAUUAGAAGGGACAUUAACCAGACGAUUACAUUAAAUUGUACCGCUACUGGAUAUCCACUUCCAAAUAUUCGAUGGCUGUUCAAUGCGACCGGAUUUGAACUAGAGGAGGUUCCUGAAUUUGAACGUACUGUUCUAUCAGUUUACGAAGUACAAUCCUCAAUAGUUCUACCGGUGCAGAUGUCAGGGGAAAUCAUAUGUAUCGGUGAAAAUUCUGCAAUUUCUAGCGAUAAGAGUCAACUCUAUGUCUACGAAAUCAAAAGUGGUUUUGGUAUAAAAGAUACUCCGAAUUGGUAUCCAGAAAAUGAUAAUGUUACCUUAAAAUGUUUGGCCUCUAAAUAUGACUACGAAAAUGUAACUUGGCUAAGUGGUAAUGGAUAUAGUAACGACAUUGUGAAAUAUUUUGAGAGUCCAUUUUCUCACGUGGCCGUUUUAAAAAUACUUCGCAUUCCACAAGGCAAGGCAGGGAAUUAUACUUGCGUGGCAGUCAGGAAUGACGGUGAAAAUGAAAGCCGAACAAUUUAUAUACAAGUUGAAGUAAAUAGAAACCCCAUUAUCACGGAGCCAGUGGAUGAAAAUUUGGAGGUAUCUGUAUACCAGCACGUACAGUUUAGUUGUGAAGCGGAUGCCGUACCUCCGCCUAACAUUAAAUGGUACAAGGAUGGAACUGAAGUUAUAAACGGCACUGAUGGAUUGGAGAUCAAAGAGAGUUCAGAUCAUACUGUGUUGAAUUCUACGAUUAUAAUCAAAGAUAUGAAAGAAGAGAAUAAAGGCAAAUAUGAAUGCGUAGCUAACAACUCGUUGAGUUCCGAAAGUAAAUUUGUAAAUGUUGUUGUACCAGGAAAACCAAACAUUGCGACGUAUUUAGGAAUUUUCGGUGUAAUUUUUUUCACUCUAUUGGUAAUAGUAAUAUACUUGACAUGGAAAGUGAAGAAAGAGAAACAGUUAAGAAAAGAACUGGCGAAGGCUGGGCUACUUUAUUUCAAAGAAGGAGUGCCACAAUCACUCAACCCGGAAUUGAACAUCGACGAGCAAGCAGAACUGCUGCCAUACGACGAGAGGUUCGAAUUUCCAGCUGAAAAACUUUUUUUAGGCAAGCAGCUGGGCGCUGGUGCGUUCGGCGUGGUGUACAAGGCAGAAGCCCGUGGCAUCAUCAACGCUGAGGAGACAACUACGGUUGCUGUUAAGACGGUGAAGAAGACUGCCGACAACAUGUACAUCAAGGCCCUUGCUUCGGAGCUCAAGAUCAUGGUGCAUUUGGGCAAACAUGUUAAUAUUGUUAAUUUAUUGGGAGCUUGCACUAAGAAUAUCGGCAAACGAGAAUUGAUGGUGAUCGUGGAGUACUGUCGUUUCGGGAACAUCCACAACUAUUUGAUAAAGCAUCGAGAGGUAUUCAUCAACCAGCUCACAACGGACAGCAAAGAAAAGAGCUUUGGUCGCGUCAACAGAGGGUACUCCUGCAGCAGCGCCGGCAGCGGAAUGCAUUCUGAUUACGGCGGGUCUAACCAUACGCAAGCAACAGAUCAUACUUUUUUGAAUACAGCCAAUUCUACAAGAAAAGAUAAACCGAACCAACAAGUGGAAUUGACCCAAGUGUCGGAAGGCUACGUGCAGCCGGAAUGGCGAACUAACUACGAGAGUGACUACCAGAGCGCGGCGCCCAGGCCGCUGUUCUCUCGGGACCUGCUGGCCUGGGCCUUCCAGAUCGCCAGGGGGAUGGAGUAUCUGGCCAGUAGAAAGGUUCUACAUGGUGACUUGGCAGCACGAAACAUAGUAUUGGCGGACGACAACAUAGUGAAAAUUUGUGACUUCGGUCUAGCUAGAAGUAUUUACAAAAACGAUGAAUAUAAGAAGAAGAGCGACAGCCUGUUACCAGUAAAGUGGCUUGCGAUAGAGUGUCUCAACGACCGAAUAUUCUCGACGCAGUCCGACGUCUGGUCCUUCGGAAUCGUACUCUGGGAGUUGUUCAGUCUCGCCAAGACACCGUACCCCAGCAUUCCUUCCCCACAGGAUUUACUGCCAUUUCUCAACAGCGGGCGUCGCUUAGAGAAACCCCAAUACGCUGACGACCGGUUGUAUAGCGUAAUGUUACAGUGCUGGGAACACAAACCGACCAUGAGGCCGAACUUCACGCAACUCCAGGAAACCCUGGGUUCAUUCCUCGAGGACAACGUGCGAAAUCAUUACGUUGAUUUGAAUUCCACCUACAUGGAUCUAAAUGCGAAAAAUGCCGGACAAGAGGACUAUUUAGCAAUGAUGAAUGCACCAGACUACCUGAAUCAAGUGACGCCAAGCCCACAUCACUAUCAAAAUGGCCCCAACGAGAUUGGACAAAGCUUUUUCCCGCCAUCGCCAGGGACACUGCCGCAGGAUCCGGAUGGUUACUUGCAAAUGACGCCAGUGAACAAAUCUUUUUCUCCAAUGUCACCUACAAAUAAAUUUGAUUUCGACGCUCGGAAAAUAAAUAGGAACUCUCCGGAAUCUAAUAGUUAUGGUUCAGAGCUGACGCCAAUGCUGACUUUGAACAACUUGCCGGCGCGGAGUGGGUCGGAAUCAGAUAUGGACGGGGGCCAUUCUCCAUACCUGACCAUGUGUCCUCGAAUCGAGGAAGAAGCUGACGAAGUAUUCGAUAUCAAUACGAAUAACGCCAAAAACAUACACAAUCACAACGGAGCAGUGACGAACCCGACGUAUAUUACAUUCGGCGUGGAUAGCGAAAAGAAAUCUCAGAACACGUACAUCAAUGUACCAAAUGGUCUAGUCAAAUAAGUUUUGUACUCACAUUUAUGCGUAUUGUUUAAAUAGAAUGUAUACAAUGAUUUAGAUCUCUCGUAGUGAUACACAUUUCUUAUAUAAGUACAAAGUGUGAAAAAAAUUGUACCUUAUUUUUAUCAUUCGGAGUUACCUUCACAGUACUCUUCGCUCCAAGUUUUUUUAUAAAUUUUCUUAUGUCCUCUUUCUACUUUACUUAUUAUGUGGUUUAGAAUAUUUUUUUCUUUUUUAAAAUAACACUGCUUUUACAUUAAACUACGUCUUAUAAAUAAAAAACACAAUGAAUAAGUAGGUACAUGUGUACAAAUGGUGUGAAGAUAUUAUUAUGUUAUUUUUCUGAACUUAUAAGUUUGUUGAGUUAUAUGAUUGCUAUAUUACAAAUCUAUAUAGAUGUUUUUAAUUCAUUAGCCUAAAAUUUUAGAAUGGUUAUUGUACAGAUAUAUAGUUGUAACACUGUAAAUGGAUGGUGAUGUGAUAUUUUGAUAUAGAUUCGUUGGAAAUGGGCUCGUUUUAUUAAAUCUUGAAUGAACUUAUGUGUGUAAGUUUUUUAUAUUAUAAAGUUGUAUGUUGUGUUAUAGCAUCAGAUACAAUAUAUUUAGGUAAAGAAUACAAUUAAAAAAAAUUCUAGUGAAAAAGAAAGAGAAAUGAAAUAUGUAGAAUAACAGAGCUACAUCCAUAGAACGCAUUUUGCUUAAAUAAUAACGUACGAAGGCAUAAAUUAAGGAAGUGCCUAUGUAAGGAUAACCUUAGGUUAGGUUUCGCUUUCAUGGGAAUAAUCCCAUGAAAGCGAAACCUAACGAAUUAGAUGAAUAAGUCUAUUGAGAAUGCCAGUAAUUUAUAUAUGCUAAAGAUCGUAUGAACUGUAUUUUUUUUAGUUACAGAUAGAAGUAGCUAUAUCAAUAUAAGUAUUUGUUUUAUUUGAAAUUAGUUACUUUUGUAUCGCUCUUAUGAACUUUACAGAUAAAUGAAUUAAACGUAUUUAUGAUUUCAUUGUCAAGGUUUUGUAAGCAUCUUGUAAGUACCUAUUAGGAAUCUAUGAGCUUCCGUUUAUAGCUACUUUUUAAAUUUUGAUUUCUUGAAUACCUAUAACGUGUAUUAUGAAUAAUACCUAUUAGGUUUAAAGAAAAACAGUAUUUUUUUUUCAAUUUAAAAGACCUAAACCGAAGGCAUUUCAUUGUACAUUUCUUUUAGAUUAAUAAUGAAGUAACCCAUCGAUCGGUACAUAAGUUUAAAUGUGCAAAUAUUAAGUGUGUUAGUUAUUUUUUUAAGGUUUGUUGGAUGGUUGCUGCGUCUAGUCUCUUUAAUAAAAGUUAACAACAUUUAGAUGCAAAGUAAUAUUCAACAUCAUUUGAUUAAGUUUAUAUUUACUAUUUGGUCACUCUUUAAUUAUAUUGCAUUUAUUAUAUAAAAUAAAAUUUUAUAUUAGUAUUAUUUUGCUUAAAGUGGUUAUAAUAUUUUUGUAAACCUAUUCGUAAAAUAUUUAAAAUAGUUACAUUUUUUUUAUAAAACCAUUAAUAAAUAUGUAUGUUUUAGUAUGCAUGUAAUAGAUUUCAUAUUAAGUUUCCUAUAGAGUGUAUAUAUUUUAAUUUUUAACAUCAGUUCACUUUUACAGAGGAGGCUUGAAUUCAGAUUUGAACCACUUUGGAUAAGAUUAUGUUAUAAUUCAUAAAAAUAGUCGAUAUUGUUUAUGGAAUAUUAAUGAUGCCAUACUAUAAAAUAAAACAGCGUUACAAUUAAA